UUGCACUUAUUCGUAAUUCUUUAAUACUUGAGUACAGCAAGUAAAACCUUAUAUAUAGAUAUAUUCUAUAUAUAUGUAUAUUUUAUAUGUUGUACCUGCUGGAUGUGUUGUCAUUGCAACGACGAGUGAUCAUUUGUACGACGUGUUGACGUUAUGGAAUAGUUGUCCCUAUAGGUCGUAGUUUUUAGUAAGAUAAUUCUAUUCACAAAAAAAUCAAGUUGUCUAUAAACUUCUGCUUCUGUGAACAUAUUUCCCAUAAACAUGUUCACGUAACGGGCCUAGUCGGCAUUCCAACGUUUUUGCAGGAUUUUCAUUGAUGAAUUCAUAAUUUUUCUAUUUAAUGGAUAAAUAAACGUUUUUGAAUUUAAUUGACAAGAAAUCUGUUGGCAAGUGAACAUUGUUUAAAAGGAACAUUUGGCAUAUUUUCAGCAGUUUGAGUUCAAGUGAAGAUGUCAGAGGCCAAAGAUAAAUCCAGUUUUAAUAUUGAUGUUGUUUUGCCUCAACAAGGACUGCUGUAUUCCGAACACACAUUUGAUUACAUACUUUGCAAACCAAAGCUAAUGCCCCUAAAGUCUGUUACUUUAGAAAAGCUUGAGAAGAUGCAAAAAGAAGCAGAUGAAAAACUAAAAGAAAUGCAAGAACAAGAUCAAGUUACUGGAGUACAUUGACUGCAGCACUAUUAAAUCUUU
This is a messenger RNA of Trichogramma pretiosum, 689 nucleotides long. RefSeq names its product BBSome-interacting protein 1 (gene BBIP1). The transcript is spliced from 2 exons. The record is from RefSeq and is a predicted model, not a curated record. The coding region runs from base 450 to 668 and encodes 72 amino acids. Gene Ontology annotation, biological process: cilium assembly; receptor localization to non-motile cilium. Gene Ontology annotation, cellular component: BBSome. Lineage: Eukaryota; Metazoa; Arthropoda; Insecta; Hymenoptera; Trichogrammatidae.